CAUAGCCUAUAAAAAGGAGGACCCGUGUCCGCGGGCAUCUUCACCUGCAGUCUGCACCCUGGAGCCGGACACGCCGCAUCUCUCCUCCCGAUACCCUCACGGCUGGUUUAUUUGCUUCCACGUUUCAAACAUCGUGUAGUGGCGCUUCGGACGGAGUUCGUGGGACAAAACAUCCGGGCUUUUUCUUCAUACUGUAACGUCUCUCGGAGAAAAGGAACUCUGCAAGAAAAACAGCGGUGAUGAGUCGCCAGCUGUUACUGAUGCUGACGACGUGCGCGGCGCUGCUGGCGCUGGCGGCGUGUUCCCGUGGCGGCGAGGCUCGCGUCAGACUCAACUCCAUCCGGACGGUGAUCCUGAGGGGGGGCCAGGCGCUGCCGAGCAACAGGAGCGCCUGGGAGCCCAGCCUGGACCUCACGCUCUACCAGUGCAUGAGCGACCUGGAGUGCAGCGAGGGGAGCUACUGCCACGCGCCGACCAAAGGCCCCGCCCACUCCCGAUGCCAGACCUGCCGCCGGAGGAAGAGGCGUUGCCAUAGGGAUGGCAUGUGUUGCCCGGGCAACCGCUGCAGCAAGAAUAUCUGUGUGCCCGACAGCUUUGAGUCUCAGGGGAUCCCAGACUCGGACGGAGGGAUGACUCCGCUGUCCAAACUAAAGAAAGGAUGGAGGAAGAGAGGGAGGAAGAACAUCAAAAGCUCCUCCAGUAAAGGUCAGGUCGGGGAUCCGUGUCUCCGGUCCUCGGACUGCUCCGACGCCCUGUGCUGCGCUCGCCACUUCUGGACUCGCAUCUGCAAGCCGGUGUUGCGGGAGGGCCAGGUUUGCACGCGAGAGCGCCGAAAGGGGAACCACGGUUUGGAGCUGUUCCAGCGCUGCCCGUGCGGCGACGGACUCGGCUGCCAAACCCUGCGAGAGCCCGGCGCCCAGCCUGCGUCUCCGUCUUCUUCGUCUUCUUCGUCUUCGUCAUCUCUGCUGGCGGCGCCCAGGUUCGCGGCGUCCUCUUCCUCGUCUCGCCACUCCUCGCCGCACACGUCGCUGCUGUCUUCGUCCGCAAAGUCUUCGUCUUCGACGUCGCAGGCCGUGGCGAAGACGAGACUUCACGUGUGCCAGAAAAACUAAAGAAAGGAUGGAAGGAUGGAUUGGACAGAAAGAAGGAAAGACAGAGAGGAGAAGAGAGAGGGGGGAAAAAGGUGGUUUGAAAGCUGAAAAGGGAAGGGAAGAUGUGCCUUCCCUUUGCCCGGGAGCGAAAGGCAGGGACGGAGAAAGAAGAGAGCGAGACAGAGACAAAUGGAGGGAGGGGUGAAUAAUCUGCGAAUACCUGUUUACACCUGUGGAAACCUCUCAUCCUCCCAAACUGUCCCGUUAUCUCGAUGCUAAUCGGCUUCCUGUCGGGGUGCAUUCACACGCAAAUUUAAAAAAAAGACGCAGGAUGUGAAACUCUUUGUGCUUCAGAUCUGGUUUCCUCUCUUUUUCCGGGCGUCUAGACGAGCAGAAACCCGCUUUGAAAUCCGGUUUGACUCCAUUUACAGCGACAAGGAAAAGCAUUAAUAUUAAAAUAAACCAAGCUAACACAUGUCUGUUGUAGAGUUGCAUUUGUAGGACCUGAAGAGCCACAGAUGGCAGGUUGAUUUUAACAACCACGAUACAGAAAAUCUAAAGAUCUUAUUCUCAAACAAGGAAACUUCUGUGCAAAAGGCCAUAGUUUCACUAAUUUCAAAAAAUGCUUUCAUGUGUGAAGAGACUUUAUACAAUAAACAAAACCAUCUGCAAACUUUCCCUCAAGUUACUAGCUAGCGCUAGCGGUAGCUAGCUAGCUUAGUUACAUUUUUCAAAACGAGUCUAGUUGUAGUCUUGCAAUGUGUGACCCUGCGAGAUCCCCUUUACAUAUUAUGACCGUCUUUAACGUUAGAUGUGUGAGAGGACUGUCUUUAGACGUGAGACAGUGUCAGACUUUAGUCUGUUCAAAGUCUUCUAGUGUUUGGUAGGUAGGCAUUCCUUCGGCUUAAAAUUGGAAGUAAACUUGAUUUUACACACUAUAAACUGAACUUACCCUUUAAUUCAGCUCAGUUACUAAGACAUUUCACUACAUUUGUCCACUCUGAAGGGCUGCAAAAUGUCAACCAGCAUCAAAAAUUACAAUCAUAUUUUCAAUUCAUAUCGAUUAUCUCUUACGUCUUGCGUACAUUGGAAGAAUACUUGAUUUUUUACGAUUGAAAAACUGAGCUUAACUUUUACUUUCCAAUCAGGAGAAUUAAGUGUGUGUAAAAAAACCCUGCUCUGACGGUUUAUUUUCAUCAUUUAAACAUGUCUUCUUUGGCUAUUAGUCUCCAUAGAGACGCUAAGGUUAACCAAAAUUAGUUUCCUGAAGGACUCAAAGAAUUUAAAUGAAAGAAAAGACGUUGUAGAUGUGAAAUGUUCCACUGAAACUCCCCAAAACAACAACUGUACCACAAAUACAAUACAUCUUCUGUUUUUCAAAACUGGUCGUGGGCCAAAGUUAUGAAGAUAUUUCACAACAUCUGUCAACAUCUGUCUAAUCCAAAGUCCUGCAAAACAGCCAAACGCCAUGAUUAAAAGCAGAACAAAUUCCAUCCUGUUUUCAAUUUACUUAGAUUUUUCUCUUUAUGUCUUACGAGAGCUUAAAGGACAAUAAAAAAGGUAGUUUAUAAAGACAGUACCGUUCACGUAUAUACAGGCGGGCGCCAUCUCGGGACAACUGUCACGACCAGUUGAACGAUGAACAGCAACCAGUAACAUUGCUCAAACACAGCGUUCGAAAACAUGACAUGUUUUCCCAAGAUGGUGCCCUGCCUGUAUACGUGAGCCAGUGGUGUAGUCUACGUGAUACGCAGGUAUACACAGUAUACUCAAUAAGAAAGCUCCAGGAUUUCCAUAU
Molecule: messenger RNA, 2889 nt
Organism: Perca fluviatilis (European perch)
Lineage: Eukaryota; Metazoa; Chordata; Actinopteri; Perciformes; Percidae
Product: dickkopf-related protein 2-like
Exons: 5
Coding region: 240-1112 (290 amino acids)
Biological process (GO): multicellular organism development; negative regulation of canonical Wnt signaling pathway
Cellular component (GO): extracellular region
Molecular function (GO): receptor antagonist activity; co-receptor binding
Source: RefSeq, a predicted model, not a curated record